GGGCGGCCGGCGUGACGCGGCGGGAUUAACUUUGCAUGGCUAAUGCGAACACCACGGCGGAGGCCACCGGCUGCUCGGCCGCAGCUCGCCCGCACGCCGCCUCGGGGCGCCACCGCCAGGCUCCAGCGCUCCGAUCUGCAGUUUCCCUCUCAUCAAAGGACCUGCAUGGUAGCACCACGUUCCACACAUGACUUAAUGAAUUAGAAGGAAAUGCCAGUGUAGAAGAGGACCCAGCAUGACUACUAACCUGUGACUCCUAACAGUAUGACAGCAGUCCUGAGCAGAUGAAGAGCACGAUCCUCUCCAAGGGACCUGCAGUGAUGAGACACACCUAUGGCUUUGGAUAAGAAAGCUGGAAUCUGCUAAGGAAAAAAUGGCCUUCCAGCCUGGGACAAACAGAAGCCCCGUCCAGACCGAGGACAGGACUGGAAGCUGGUAGGAAUGUCCGAAGGCUGCCUGGACAGGAAGAGCCAUGUGGAGAGGCGUGGUGCACUAAAGAAUGAGCAGACAUCCCCACACCUCAUCCAGGCCACUUGGACCAGUUCUAUAUUUCGUCUUGAUCCUGAUGGUGUGAAUGAUCAGAGUGUCUCAAGCGCCCAGUCCUUCCAGACUGAAGAGAAGAAAUGUAAAGGGUACAUCCCCAGCUAUUUAGACAAGGAUGAGCUCUGUGUAGUGUGUGGGGACAAGGCCACAGGGUACCACUACCGCUGCAUCACCUGUGAAGGCUGCAAGGGUUUCUUUAGAAGAACCAUUCAGAAAAGUCUCCAUCCAUCUUAUUCCUGUAAAUAUGAAGGAAAAUGCAUCAUAGACAAAGUCACUCGCAACCAGUGCCAGGAAUGUCGCUUUAAGAAAUGCAUCUAUGUUGGCAUGGCAACAGACUUGGUGCUGGAUGACAGCAAGAGGCUAGCCAAGCGGAAGCUGAUAGAGGAGAACCGUGAGAAAAGGCGGCGGGAGGAGCUGCAGAAAUCAAUUGGGCACAAGCCAGAGCCCACGGAUGAGGAGUGGGAGCUCAUCAAAACAGUCACCGAGGCCCAUGUGGCCACUAAUGCCCAGGGCAGCCACUGGAAGCAGAAGCGGAAAUUUCUGCCAGAAGACAUCGGACAAGCACCCAUCGUGAAUGCCCCAGAAGGUGGCAAGGUUGACCUGGAAGCCUUCAGCCAUUUUACAAAGAUCAUCACACCAGCAAUCACCAGAGUGGUGGAUUUUGCCAAAAAGUUGCCCAUGUUUUGUGAGCUGCCGUGUGAAGAUCAGAUCAUCCUCCUCAAAGGCUGCUGCAUGGAGAUCAUGUCCCUUCGAGCCGCUGUGCGCUAUGACCCAGAGAGCGAGACUCUAACCUUGAAUGGGGAAAUGGCAGUGACACGGGGCCAGCUGAAAAAUGGGGGUCUUGGGGUGGUGUCAGAUGCCAUCUUUGACCUGGGCAUGUCACUGUCAUCUUUCAACCUGGAUGACACAGAAGUUGCCCUGCUUCAGGCCGUCCUGCUGAUGUCUUCAGAUCGCCCAGGGCUGGCCUGUGUUGAGAGAAUCGAGAAAUACCAAGACAGUUUCCUGUUGGCCUUUGAACACUAUAUCAAUUACCGAAAACACCAUGUGACACACUUUUGGCCCAAACUCCUGAUGAAGGUGACAGACCUUCGGAUGAUUGGAGCCUGCCACGCCAGCCGCUUCCUUCACAUGAAGGUGGAGUGCCCAACGGAGCUCUUUCCCCCUCUCUUCUUGGAAGUAUUCGAGGACUAAGUGGACAGGUUCUUGUCAUUCCUGCAGCGCUACUGGGUGUCAUUUCAUUCCACCUCUCGCUCUUUCUGUUCUUGUUUCUGUUUCUUUGUGUCGGGUUGGAUCAUCAGGGGGUCAACAGGUCAUCAAUGGCAUAGACUUGGAUGAAAUUGUCAUUUGAAUGUGGGUCUUUGUUACUAUUGCAUUUUGUUCUCCAGUCCUUAGUGUGAUGCGUUGAAGGGUUUACAGCAGUGGAGGUUGAGUGGGGGACAUUCAUUAUUUCACCAGCACCAAGCCAUCACCAGCUCCCCUCUGUCCCUGGUCAGACUCAAGCAAGCCAUAUGGCACUGCAGAAGACUAAAGAAGCCUUAAAACCAAGACCACAGUCAUCUUGAUCCAACAUGAUCCAGUUCUGAUGUUUGCAGGGUGAAGCUGGCAGGGCCCAGGCCACCUCCGGGCCAGGGUGGCUUUCAGCGUGUAAGGGGAAAGAACAGUUUCUACUCAGGAGCUCACAGUUUCCAGGACCCUUACUCUCCAAGCACUGUAACUUGGAAUGUGUGGGUAUUCGAUAACCAGUCAGCUUUCCUUUCCAUGGCCUUUUGUAACUUUGUGAUUUACUUCGUUUCACUAGUGUGACUUGAUGACAUGCAGGUAUUUGACUGGCUUGAGGCCACAGGAAAGCCUUUUUCUCAGCAUGCCCAUGGAGCUUGGAAUUCUUCAUCAAUCUUACAAGCAUAGUUUCCAAAGUGCAAGUGGUAUUACCUCGAGCAGGAAGACACCUCACAGCUUAGAUAGAUUCACAAGCCAUUCCCACAAAGCUCAAACCUGUUUACAGAAUGCUGUCCCUUUUUGAUGGUCUGAAGCAGUCCUCCCCGGUCACAAAGGUCUUAGGCUGGGUCUGCUGGCUGCUGAUGUUUCCCUGUGGGUUGGAUCUUCUGAUCAGGGAGAUGUUAAAAUUCCAGUCUUGUUUGGAAGAAUCCCUGGAAAAGAUCAGUGCAGGAGCAAUAUGAGUCAAAGGCAAACUGCUACUCAUGGGCGUAGGAUGUCCAAUGAGGGAGGAUGCUUCCCUUGGUCUUCACUUAUUCACAGACAUCUCCCAGUCCUCAUCCCAGUCCUCGUCCCAGUCCUCGUCCCAGUCCUCGUCCUCCCCCACCUCCCCACAGUCUGUGGCACUAAACAGCUUGACUUUCUGAACACCAACUCUUUCAUAGCUCACCAUUGCCCUGGCAAAAACUCAUAAAACACCACAGACCGUGCAUAGGAAGUGCCGAUACCAUCUGCCUAGCCUACCCCCACUGACAGUGUAGAGUAGAUGUUCCUGAGAAACGAGAAGUGACAACUUACCCGAAAAUGGGCAAAGAAUGUACCCGUGCAACUGAAUGUACCCAUUCUUCACUGACAUCGCGGAUGUGAACAAACCCUUGCCUGCCUUUCACUGCCUUAGCCUGGAAUGCUGGGAAAACAAGCCAUAUCAGCGAGAGGCACCUGAAAACAAAGGAAGUCACUGUGAAAAGCAAGGAAGUUCAUUUGUUUUCACUGGGCUUGGAGGAGCACACUUUGGCCUCACUGGGCGCCAGGGUGCCUAGGUUCUAGUUUGUGCUCUGUGGCCUGGUCAAUUUAGGACAGUACAGUUUCAGUUUUCUUACCUGGUGAAUAAGUUGAUCUCCAAAAAUCCCUUUUAUCUUCUCUAGUGUAUGACUUCCCAGUAAAAGGGGGUGGGGGAGUAAAGAUUCCUUUCAUAUUCAAAUUUGGAGCUUUAUCAGACAAAAAGCAAGGCCCAUUUAAGUUUAAGUUAAGCAGUGUAUCUGGGAUCAGAGUCAACAUGAGGGUUUGAUCCAGAAGAAAGCAGAGUAGCCUUGGACGAAUAGGGGCACUGCCAGGAAAGCCCAAGAACCAGUGGAAAUAACCUUGAAGGAGGUAUGUGUACUAACGCAGUUAGCCUGACUUCCCAGAUAAAGGAGACAAGAAUACCACUGUGGACACACCGCUGUAGACUUGGUGUCCCAAUUAAAAUAGAAGCAAGAAGCCCCAUAGAUUCAUGUUCAACCAUCAGUCAAGGGUUUGCUGUCUCUGGAAGCCUGUGCAGCCUCCUCCCUCGUGAUCUUCAGUAGACCUCUGUCCCCUGUCAGCUCUCCUGGAGGACCUCGGUCCUGACAGUACAAACAGGCUUGCUGUAAGGCCAGUUCUCCUUCCAAAGAGAGAGGGAGGCAGGUGAGUCCUGUGCAGGCCUACAGGUGCCUGCGCACCAGGUUCUAAGGAUGUUUCCGAAGGAUAUCAGCACCCGGGUUCCAGCAUUAGUGCAGGGUUGGACCCGGGGUUGUUCAGAGCUCCAUGGAUUAACCAUCAGGCACGAGUUCAGGCCUUCAAAUUCCAGCCAGCCCCAGCCUCAUGACCCUCACUCUGGAAAGGCUCACGUCAAGGGGCAGGCCUACUCUAGAAAGCAUGCUGAAGGCUGAGCAUCCGUACUGAACAAGACAUGCCAGCUUCAGUCUUCCGGUGGGAAGAAACAAAAGGUGGGAGGUCAGGAUUACUAAAGUCAUGCCUUCGGGAAACUCCAGUUUAUGAACUAGAUUGUGGGGGAUUUGCUCCCAACUUUUUUCUUUUUCUUUUUAAAAAGCAGUUUUCUUCUAAUCUUGUCCAGACUUUCAAAUCAAGUGUGGACAUGGUGGAAAGAACAUUCAUACUGCUCCACUGUGGGGAAACAUUCCAGUCAAGGAGAACGUGCCCAUCCUGCUGGGAUGCUCACUUACAAAUCACGUUCAUGGACAAGAGGGCUGUGCACAUGCAACAGAUGUGUGUGUGCGCGCAUAUGUGUAUACGUGUGUUUGUCCCCUCAAGUGUACUUUGCACUUCAGUGUCAAUGUUCAGAACUUCCAGAAGCUGGAAGAAAGAACCUUUUCUUCUCUAUGACUCUGCUGAAAACACCAUGUGCCGCCUCUGAGCUUUUUCUAGUCCAAUGAGCCUCAGUCCUCAGUGAUGCGCUUGUGUGUUGAAGCCACAGCCCAGCGCAUCCCCUGCCUGUGGCCCCAGUGCCACCUCCGUCCCAGUGCAAUGUUGGGGAGGGCUGGGCUCGCACCUGAGCCUUGGCCUCCUCACACUCAGCCUUCCUAAGCUGGCCUCAUGACCUGCUGGGCCUCUUCAGAGCAUGUCAUUGUCAGUAAGGCAUCUUCAUUCUGUGGAACUCAAACCUAUCCAUGUCAUAUUGACCUUUUGCUGCAUGAGUCAUAAAUUAUGAAAUCAGUCAAACAGUUUUUGAGAUGUAGCCAGCUUUUCGUAAGGCUAAACCUUUUUCAUGAACUUAAUUUAGGUGAGUAACCAAACCACAGGCCCUCCUCAAAAUGAGAGAUGGUAGACAUUGAAUCUCUUUGCCCUUUCUAAUGGCGAUGGCAUCAGGUCCUAAAAUAAGCUCACAAUUUUUCUGUUAUUUUAAUAAUAUGGAAAUAUUAGCAUAGUAUUUCUUUUGAUAGUGAUAGACUGAUCAUAUUUAAAUUUUAUAGAGAAGAAAUUUUAUUGUACUGUGAUGUAGAUAUUUAUUAUCCAGGUGAGGAUUUGCCCGGUGUGUAUUUUUUACAAUUUAAACAUUUUACUUUUAAAAAAGACAUUAAAAACAUACAUACAAAAAAAAAAAAAAAAGACUAGGGAGAAAAAAAAAAGGUUUGGCCUUAUCACAGAAUUUUUACUGUGUUGUAUAAAUGUUUGCAAAUGAAAAAAGUACACAUUUCUAGUGUGUCUCCACAUUAAUUAAUGCCGCCUUCAGGAGCUAUCGUGCAGGUAAACACUAUUUGUGGCUUUUUGUUGCCCAGCUCAAGCUGACCCACCUUAUGCACAAGACAAUCAAAUGUGUGAGUCUUUCCUCUGAGGAUGCAGACGACACUCAACCGAGCACAAUAUGAAACAAAGGAAGGGCUGUAGGCAUGCUGAGGUGAUGCGCCGGGCUGCUGGUCGGGAGAUGAUCAGGGCGCGUGUGCACUAACGUGGCCUUAUGCCGCUUCCUCCCUUCGGUUGUUCCUUGUGACCUUGGCAUCUUUCACUUGACAUCACAUAGCCAAAGUAGUUCUCUGUGUCUCUUCAGAGAAGACCAUUCUUUUUUCCAUAAUUUUUUCAUGCCCUGAGAAUCAGAAGAAAAAAAUAAAAACAAAACAAAAAAGGUAUGAAUGGAAUAGGGAGGUUUACAGUCAAUGGAAGAUCUGUAUUUUGAAAACAGUGUUAAGUGAUAUUGCUAUUGCUAGAUUGGUAAUAUUUUUUUCAGCCUAAAUUUGUUGGAAUCUGUGAUCAAAAUGUUUUAAACUAUCCAAAAAGAAAAUUUGUAUAUUUGGGAAAAUGGAUUUUUACAUAGCUUUUGUAUGCAGAUAUUAAAUUGUAAUUAUGAAUAUAGUGGGCGUAGAUACUCAUAAGCUUAAAUUCUAAAAAGGAAAAAAAGAAAAAGCUUACAAUGGA
Messenger RNA from Psammomys obesus (fat sand rat), 6147 nucleotides. RefSeq names its product thyroid hormone receptor beta (gene Thrb). Lineage: Eukaryota; Metazoa; Chordata; Mammalia; Rodentia; Muridae. Gene Ontology annotation, biological process: positive regulation of transcription by RNA polymerase II; cell differentiation; retinoic acid receptor signaling pathway. The record is from RefSeq and is a predicted model, not a curated record. Gene Ontology annotation, molecular function: RNA polymerase II cis-regulatory region sequence-specific DNA binding; zinc ion binding; nuclear receptor activity. The transcript is spliced from 11 exons. Bases 442 to 1734 code for a protein of 430 amino acids.